AUGGGGAAGUUAAAAGGAAGAUCAACUAAAUUUCCACCUCAACCCAGAGACCAGUUCAACAGAUUAAUCAUAUACAUUAGAGAGAUGGACCAGGACAAUAUCGCUGCAGUUCCUGAAUUCAUUCUUAUGGGACUCACUGAUCUCCCAGAAUUCCAGCUCCUUCUCUUUUUGGUGUUUCUGGCAGUCUUUUGUGAGCCAUUGCUCCCAAGAUGUUACGCAGACUUAUUUCUGGAGGUGAGAACUAUUUGCUUGAUAGAAUGUGCCAUCCAGAUGUAUCUCUUUGUGGCCUGUGUAACCACCGAGGGUUACUUCCUGGCAGUAAAGGCACAUGAUUGCUUCAUGGCAAUUGGCAACCCUAUGCUCUAUAUGGUUGUUUUGUCUCUAAGAGUUUGCACUCAGCGCAUGCUUGGUUCAUAUCUCACUGGUUUUCUCGAGGGACUCAGUAACACUUUCCCCAGUGAGGUCUUGCUUUUCAGCAUGGGGAUUUUCAGUGGAACUGUCACCUCUCUGAAAAUUGUGAUGUCUUACGUAUAUAUCCUCAUCACUACCCUGAAGAUCUGUUCUGCAGCAGGGAGAUGCAAGGCCUUCUCCACCUGUGCCUCCCACCUAACAGUGGUUGGCUUAUUAUAUGAGACCACCAUCUCCAUAUACGUUUGGCCCAGUUCACAGUACGCACCAGAAAAUGGCAAAGUGGUUUCCAUGUUUUAUACUCCUGUGAUAUCAGUGCUGAAUCCUCUGAUCUACAGCCUGAGAAAGAAGGAUGAAAACGAUGCUCUGUGA
Tachyglossus aculeatus (Australian echidna) is the source of this 780-nucleotide messenger RNA. RefSeq names its product olfactory receptor 154-like. Gene Ontology annotation, molecular function: olfactory receptor activity; odorant binding. The record is from RefSeq and is a predicted model, not a curated record. Bases 1 to 780 code for a protein of 259 amino acids. The transcript has 5 exons. Gene Ontology annotation, biological process: G protein-coupled receptor signaling pathway; sensory perception of smell. NCBI's taxonomy places the organism in Eukaryota, Metazoa, Chordata, Mammalia, Monotremata, Tachyglossidae. Gene Ontology annotation, cellular component: membrane.